Saccostrea echinata is the source of this 1229-nucleotide messenger RNA. RefSeq names its product acanthoscurrin-1-like. The record is from RefSeq and is a predicted model, not a curated record. Lineage: Eukaryota; Metazoa; Mollusca; Bivalvia; Ostreida; Ostreidae. The coding region runs from base 363 to 1133 and encodes 256 amino acids. The transcript is spliced from 5 exons.
AUAUUGUUUGCAUCUAUUCAAUUUACAAGAAAAUAAACAUAAAUAUCCGUGUUAUUUGAUGGCAAAUGACCCGGAAAUGCACGGACUGAAAUAGACAUCAAAAGAAAGUAAUUUGUUUCAGGGAUGAUAUUUCGAUCUUUAACAUUGAUCUCAGAACGUCCUGAUGUUUAUUUUAUCGACAGGGUUAUAAACAACAUAAAUUGUUAACAUAUUAUGUAAUGUCACCUCUGUCAUAUCGUUAAUUUCAGUCCAUGUUCUCCUCCCCAGAAAAAAGCGCCGAAUUUAAGGAAACUGGAGAAGGAGGCAUAUAAAUAGCGUACAGGUCCCCUCAGUUGAUACAUCGCCCACAGAAACAGGACAGGAUGAUGUUGAAGUUUACAGUCCUUCUAGCUUUAGCUGUGUAUGCACAAGCCUCGGUUAAGGGAGGUCAUGGUGCUGGCGGCUUUGGAGGAGGAGGAUUUGGUGGUUUGGGUGGAGGCGCCUUAAGUGGGGGUCUCGGUGGUUUGGGUGGAGGUGCCUUAACUGGAGGACUCGGUGGUUUGGGUGGAGCCGGAGGAAUAAGCUCUAGCGGAUUCAGUUCUGGUAGCUUUGUAAGUGGGGGACUAGGAAGCGGAUUGGGAGCAGGAUUAGGACUAGGCGGUAUUGGAGGAGGAUUAGGAGGUUACGGAGGAGGACUAGGAGGUUACGGAGGAGGACUAGGAGGAGGACUAGGAGGAGGAUUAGGAGGUUACUACCCAGGCGGAGGAUAUUAUUUCUACUAUUAUAUUGAAUACAUCAUCUACUUGUUAAGAAUUUUGGGAUCAAGUUUCCCAUAUGGGGGUUAUGGCGGUGGCUUAGGCGGGAUUGGAGGUGGUCUAGGCGGAAUUAGCGGUGGUUUAGGCGGAAUCAGCGGUGGUCUAGGCGGAAUCGGUGGUGGUUUAAGCGGAAUAGGCGGUGGUCUAGGCGGAAUCGGUGGUGGCUUAGGCGGAUAUGGCCUGGGCGGUCUUGGUGGUAUUGGAGGCGGUCUUGACGGUAUCAGUGGCGGCCUUGGUGGUAUCAGUGGUGGUAUUGGUGGCAUCAGUGGCGGCCUUGGUGGUAUUGGUGGCGGUCUUGGAGGUAUUGGAGGUGGAUUAGGAGGAAAGAAGUAUUAUUAGGCAGGAAAAUGUUUACCGACGCCCGAUAACGACGCCCAUCAUCGAAUCAUCGUAGACUGGUGUAUGUGUAUAUAGAAAUAAAUUCUCUGCAAGCUC